Molecule: messenger RNA, 429 nt
Organism: Prunus mume (Japanese apricot)
Lineage: Eukaryota; Viridiplantae; Streptophyta; Magnoliopsida; Rosales; Rosaceae
Source: RefSeq, a predicted model, not a curated record
AUGGCCUCCGCUUCGGCCGCUAGUGCCUUUCCACAGCAGGGUAAUCUUGUGCCACCAGCUCGCAGAAGCUUACCACAGUCAUUGCGAAGAACCCAGCCUGUCCCGCCGCGUUUACCCCACCGACUCCUUCUCUCCUUCUCAACCAACCAUAGCCGAGUUGAGUGCCCAGAUGGCUCAGCUCCUACAGAUGCAGACUUUGGCCCCGAAUUUAAUCCUGAAUCAGGAUCCUUUUUUGACGACCCAGACCCCGACCCCGACUAUGACGACGACGACGACCUUGACUCCGACUCUGACAACGACCUCGACCCCCACUCCGAUGAUGACUCCGACCCCGACCCCGAAUUUGUCUUUGAUUCAGAUCCCGAUCCCGACUUCGACUCCGACUUCGACCCCGACUCAGGCUCAGAUCCCGAUCUGAAUUCCUACUAA